This is a messenger RNA of Meriones unguiculatus (Mongolian gerbil), 6228 nucleotides long. It is a transcript of the gene Kcnt1, whose product is annotated as potassium sodium-activated channel subfamily T member 1. The record is from RefSeq and is a predicted model, not a curated record. NCBI's taxonomy places the organism in Eukaryota, Metazoa, Chordata, Mammalia, Rodentia, Muridae. Bases 335 to 4114 code for a protein of 1259 amino acids. The transcript is spliced from 33 exons. Gene Ontology annotation, biological process: potassium ion transport. Gene Ontology annotation, molecular function: intracellular sodium-activated potassium channel activity. Gene Ontology annotation, cellular component: membrane.
GAUUAAUACCCUGAAUCUGGAAUUGACACACACAAGAUGGGGCUCCAGUGCACUAGCAUUCAGCCACCAGCAACUGAGAUUUAUGCCCGGAACCCUGACAGCCUUGGGAUUGAAUUAAGGGAGGGUUUAAGACAACUGCACACUGGAACUGCGUCCUCCGUGAAGCGUCCAGGUUAGGACAAGAGCCUAGGACCGACCUUGGUGCACAGGGAUCCAAGCUGACGCCCUCCCCACCCUGGACCAUUCCACUGUGCUGCGCGUUGAGGGUGAGCAGCAGGGUGGUUGCGCCCGGCGCCGCCACCGCCACCGCCACCGCGCCAAGCGCUCCCGCAGGAUGGCGCGGGCCAAACUGCCGCGCUCUCCGUCCGAGGGCAAGGCGGGUCCGGGGGACACCCAAGCUGGCGCUGCAGCCCCUGAGGAGCCGCACGGGCUCAGCCCGCUGCUGCCGGCCCGCGGCGGGGGCUCCGUGGGCAGCGACGUGGGCCAGAGGCAUCAUGUGGAAGAUUUCAGCCUGGACUCUUCCCUUUCUCAGGUCCAGGUGGAGUUCUAUGUCAAUGAGAACACCUUCAAAGAGCGGCUCAAGCUGUUCUUCAUCAAAAACCAAAGAUCCAGCCUGAGGAUCCGGCUGUUCAACUUCUCCCUCAAGCUCCUCACCUGCCUGCUGUAUAUCGUCCGUGUCCUGCUUGACAACCCAGACCAGGGCAUCGGAUGCUGGGGCUGCACGAAGUAUAACUACACAUUCAAUGGCUCAUCCUCCGAGUUCCACUGGGCUCCCAUUCUGUGGGUGGAGAGGAAGAUGGCUCUGUGGGUGACCCAGGUCAUUGUGGCCACAAUAAGCUUCUUAGAGACCAUGCUCCUCAUUUACCUCAGCUACAAAGGCAACAUCUGGGAGCAAAUCUUCCAUGUGUCUUUCGUCUUGGAGAUGAUCAACACACUGCCCUUCAUCAUCACGGUCUUCUGGCCACCUCUUCGGAACCUGUUCAUCCCUGUGUUUCUCAACUGCUGGCUGGCCAAGCAUGCACUGGAGAACAUGAUCAAUGACUUCCACCGUGCCAUCCUGCGCACACAGUCAGCCAUGUUCAACCAGGUGCUCAUCCUCUUCUGCACCCUGCUAUGCCUUGUCUUCACAGGGACCUGUGGGAUCCAGCACCUGGAAAGGGCAGGUGGGAACUUGAACCUGCUGACGUCCUUCUACUUCUGCAUCGUCACUUUCUCAACUGUGGGCUUCGGUGAUGUAACACCCAAGAUCUGGCCCUCCCAGCUCCUGGUGGUCAUCCUGAUAUGUGUGACCCUUGUGGUACUCCCACUGCAGUUCGAAGAGCUUGUCUACCUCUGGAUGGAGCGGCAGAAGUCAGGGGGCAACUACAGCCGCCACCGAGCACAGACAGAGAAGCAUGUGGUUCUGUGCGUGAGCUCCCUCAAGAUUGACCUCCUCAUGGAUUUUCUGAAUGAGUUCUAUGCCCACCCCCGGCUCCAGGACUACUACGUGGUCAUCUUGUGUCCCUCCGAAAUGGAUGUCCAGGUGCGGAGGGUACUGCAGAUUCCCCUGUGGUCCCAGCGGGUCAUCUACCUCCAGGGCUCUGCCCUCAAGGACCAGGACCUCAUGCGAGCCAAGAUGGACAAUGGAGAGGCCUGCUUUAUCCUCAGCAGCAGGAAUGAGGUGGACCGCACAGCUGCGGAUCACCAGACCAUCCUUCGAGCCUGGGCUGUGAAAGACUUUGCCCCCAACUGUCCCCUCUACGUCCAGAUCCUCAAGCCUGAAAACAAGUUUCACGUCAAAUUUGCGGACCAUGUGGUGUGCGAGGAGGAGUGCAAGUACGCCAUGCUGGCCCUGAACUGCAUCUGCCCGGCCACCUCCACCCUCAUCACCCUUCUGGUGCACACAUCCCGUGGCCAGGAAGGACAGGAAUCGCCAGAGCAGUGGCAGCGCAUGUAUGGGCGCUGCUCGGGCAAUGAAGUAUACCACAUUCGCAUGGGUGAAAGCAAAUUCUUCCGGGAGUACGAAGGCAAGAGCUUCACCUACGCAGCCUUUCACGCACACAAGAAGUAUGGUGUGUGCCUCAUUGGGCUGAAGCGUGAGGAGAACAAGAGUAUCUUGCUGAACCCGGGGCCACGGCACAUCCUGGCUGCCUCUGACACCUGCUUCUACAUCAACAUUACCAAGGAGGAGAACUCAGCCUUCAUCUUCAAGCAGGAGGAGAAGCAGAAGAGGCGGGGUCUUGCAGGGCAGGCCCUUUACGAGGGGCCUUCCCGGCUCCCAGUGCAUAGCAUCAUCGCCUCUAUGGGGACAGUGGCCAUGGACCUGCAGAACACAGAUUGCCGGCCCUCCCAGGGUGGCAGUGGUGGAGGCAGCAGCAAGCUGGCUCUGCCCACGGAGAACGGCUCCGGUAGUCGGCGCCCCAGCAUUGCACCUGUUCUAGAGCUGGCGGACAGCUCAGCCCUGUUGCCCUGCGACCUCCUGAGUGACCAGUCAGAAGACGAGGUGACACCCUCAGACGACGAGGGGCUCUCUGUGAUUGAGUAUGUGAAGGGCUACCCCCCCAACUCACCCUACAUUGGCAGCUCCCCAACCUUGUGCCACCUUCUGCCUGUGAAAGCCCCCUUCUGCUGCCUGCGACUGGACAAGGGCUGCAAACACAACAGCUAUGAGGAUGCCAAGGCCUACGGGUUCAAGAACAAGCUGAUUAUCGUCUCUGCUGAGACAGCCGGCAAUGGGCUCUACAACUUCAUUGUGCCUCUGCGAGCCUACUAUCGGUCCCGCCGGGAGCUCAACCCCAUCGUGCUGCUGCUUGACAACAAGCCUGACCAUCACUUCCUGGAGGCCAUCUGUUGCUUCCCUAUGGUCUACUACAUGGAGGGCUCCGUGGACAACCUGGAUAGCCUGCUGCAGUGUGGCAUCAUCUAUGCUGACAAUCUGGUGGUGGUGGACAAGGAAAGCACCAUGAGUGCUGAAGAGGACUACAUGGCAGACGCCAAGACCAUUGUCAAUGUGCAGACCAUGUUCCGGCUUUUCCCCAGUCUCAGUAUUACCACGGAGCUCACACACCCUUCCAACAUGCGGUUCAUGCAGUUCCGUGCCAAGGACAGCUACUCUCUGGCUCUUUCCAAACUGGAGAAGCAAGAACGGGAGAAUGGCUCCAACCUGGCCUUCAUGUUCCGCCUGCCAUUUGCUGCUGGCCGAGUGUUUAGUAUCAGCAUGUUGGAUACACUGCUCUACCAGGUGGCUUCUGCGUGUGCUGAGGCUGGAGCAUCUGCCUCACGUGGCCCUGCUGCCCCACAGUCCUUCGUGAAGGACUACAUGAUCACCAUCACCAGGCUGCUGUUGGGCCUUGACACUACCCCAGGCUCUGGCUACCUCUGUGCUAUGAAGGUAACUGAGGAUGACCUAUGGAUCCGCACUUAUGGCCGACUCUUCCAGAAGCUCUGCUCCUCCAGUGCUGAGAUCCCCAUCGGAAUCUACAGGACUGAGUGCCACGUCUUCUCUGCUGAGCCCCACGACCUCAGAGCCCAGUCCCAGAUCUCAGUGAACAUGGAGGACUUCGAGGAUACUCGGGAUGCCAAGGGACCCUGGGGCACACGGGCUGCAUCUGGCAGUGGCAGCACCCAUGGCCGCCAUGGGGCCAGUGUUGACCCAGCGGAGCACCCACUACUGCGCCGCAAGAGCCUGCAGUGGGCCCGCAAGCUGAGUCGCAAGAGCAGCAAGCAGGCAGGGAAGGCACCUGCGGCCACGGAGUGGAUCACCCAGCAGCGGCUCAGCCUGUCCCGGCGCUCGGAACGCCAGGAGCUCUCGGAGCUGGUCAAGAACCGAAUGAAGCACCUGGGGCUGCCCACCACUGGCUAUGAGGACGUAGCAAAUUUAACAGCCAGUGAUGUGAUGAAUCGGGUAAACCUGGGAUAUUUGCAAGAUGAGAUGAACGAUCAUCACCAGAAUACCCUUUCCUACGUACUCAUCAACCCCCCACCAGACACAAGGCUGGAGCCCAACGAUAUUGUGUACCUCAUCCGUUCCGACCCCCUGGCCCACGUGUCCAGCAGCUCCCAGAGUCGCAAGAGCAGCUGCAGCAACAAGCUCUCAUCCUGUAAUCCUGAGACCCGGGAUGAGACACAGCUCUGAGCAGUGGGAAGGCCAUGCUGGGGCAGACAGGUGGACACGGAACACAAGAGGGAACACCGUCACACCCUAGCCUGGCCCACACAGGCUGCACUAUGACUAUAUAGUGGCUCUAGGGCUUGCCCCCAGAAAGGAAAUCUUCUCAGUGGGGCCAGUAGUGAGACCACUGGACCACCCUGAAAGCUGGCAGGGAGCACUUUUUAACCUAUUUUUACAAAUCUGUUUGAUUUACGUCUCUUUCCACAGCUGUACCACAACUCGUGACUGGGUUCAGGCCAAAGUGUGAGGCAAGCAAAGGACAGAACAGGGACUGGACACUGCCCCAGAGCCCACCACCGUGCAUGGCUUCACUCAGUAACUUCUGCAGGGGCGCUGGGGCCAUAGGAGAAGGAAAGACCUGGAACUGGGGGUCCUCUUGCAGUGUGUUCUCUAGCCACACAACAUGCUGUUCUGAUCAGAGCUGCUACAUGGCUCUGGGACUACACCAGGGCCUAUGGGUUGCCUCUCCCCAGAAGCAGGAAAGGGGCCAACCAAUAAAGAUGCCACGCAUCUUUAAGGAGAGGAGAAAAACAGGAACUUAGAAACCUGGUCAGGAGGCCCCAUCCUGACCCUGCGCUCUGCAGCCCCUGCAGGGGUCUGCGGUGCAUCUUCACAGAGUCCUGCAGCUUUGGCUAUGGAAGUCAGAUACUGUUUCUAGCCAUCACACUUGAGCUUCCCCAGCCAUGAUGUUUGGGGACCCAGGACUGGCAGUUGAUGUGUCUCUGUGGACCAUUUCACACACAGAGCAGUGUUAUCUCUAAACAACUGGUCUGAGAAGCACAAUUAACUCUGGGCCCUGGCCAUGGCUCGGGUCUCCAGGGAUUGCUCCAGGCAGCUGACUUCAUUCUUGUUUGUGGUUUGUACGGUCAGAACUGGAACCUUCUAUUAAAAUGGAUACACCCUGCAGGCAUGCAUGGGACAAGGCAGCCAGCCCAUCAAGGCUCCAAAGCACUGGGUGUGGAACACCGCAGAGGCUCACCUGUCUUAGGGCUAGAAGUCUCUCAUGUAUUCCUCACCACAGACUUCACAGACUAGCCUCCAACCUCUGCCAUGGCCAGCAUGGCCUUCCCAAAACACUAACAAAAUCCUUUGUGGCUAUAAGUGGUUGGGUCUGGGCAGCUGCCCCAGGGUGUAUGGGGUAUAAUGCCCAGAGGACCUCGAGCAAGCUGUCCAUCAAUUUCUAUGGCCCAGCAUGCCCCUGAGGAAGCCAGAGCUCACAUAAGGCCCCAAACCCCUGGAAAUCUAUCGUCACCCCACAAUGGGGAGGAAGGUGGCCCUGAUGUGACUAUGUGAAUCACCACCACCCACUUGGGGUGUUUCUUGAGUGUCCUAAAAGGCUGAGAUGAGUGGGAUGGACCAAAGGGCCCAGGCUUUCUCAGAGCAAAUGGAACUUCAGAUGAGCAGGCAGUAAGAGGGAAGGCAGUUGCUGCAGUGUGCCUGAGAGGGGUGCUUAGGGCCAGGCCUCCCUGUCCCAUGACCUGCCUGCAAAUCCAGCCUUCCUACCACUCCUUGCCUGUCUGGAACCUAGCUCACAAAGUAUGCAUGAGUCUUGGAGAAGUGUUAUGGGACAGAGUUGGUUGUGAGGACUCGGAAGUUCUGCAGCCUGGGUUGAGAAGCAGGUAGUUUAACCCUGGGCGAGGGUGGCCAGGACUUACCUAGGCUAGGAUCUUAUCAGUGGCCAUCAGUCUGUAGCAGGAGGGGGCUUAGCCUAUCUCCCUGCUCGACCACUUGCCUGGCUGCUGAGCCCAGAGAACAGCAGAGGUGGUCUUCAUCUAGAUGGGACCAAAGUCUUCAAGCCUGCCCUGGAAGGGCUGCCACCUCUGAAGCUCCUUGGGAAAAGCCACCUGACCCAUAUGUGGAUUGGAUGUUUACUGUCUUGUGCACCUACAGCAUGGAAAAACAUUUUCAGUCACCAAUAGUGUGUGUGAGAGGGGUGGGGGGGCUUCUCCCACAGGUAGAGGCAGAUAACUCCAGCUCAGCCUUUUGAUAGCUUCUAAAGAUGCCAAGCCCUGGGACUGGUACUUGGGCCUAGAGGAUUUGUGUGCUGCGAUCAAUAAAAGCCACUUGCACAGCUGGAA